Messenger RNA from Colletotrichum karsti, 1488 nucleotides. RefSeq names its product major facilitator superfamily. NCBI's taxonomy places the organism in Eukaryota, Fungi, Ascomycota, Sordariomycetes, Glomerellales, Glomerellaceae. The record is from RefSeq and is a predicted model, not a curated record. Gene Ontology annotation, molecular function: transmembrane transporter activity. Gene Ontology annotation, biological process: transmembrane transport. Bases 1 to 1488 code for a protein of 495 amino acids. The transcript is spliced from 8 exons.
AUGGCUGAGGCUAAAGACGCCAAGAACGAGUCCGGGGCCGGGUCCGCGCCGGCGCCGGAGCCCCUCACGCUCCCGCUCGGGGAAGCUGGGGCGGCGGAGCCGUACAGCAUCUUUACACGCAAGGAGAAGUGGUUCAUCGUAGCCAUGGUCGCUGUGGCCGGUUUCUAUAGCCCCUUGCCAGCGAACAUCUACCUUCCGGCCAUUCCAAAGCUCUCCGAGGCGUUUGGGAAGUCGGUUGAGCUUCUCAACCUAACUGUCACAGCUUUCCUAGCUAUGCAGGGCAUAUCGCCGAUGCUCUGGGGCCCUCUGUCGGACCGCUAUGGACGACGACCGGUCUUCCUGGUGUGCCUUACUAUUCUCAUUGGGGCUUGUGUUGGUAUUGCUGUUUGCCCGACAGAUGCCUUCUGGCUCCUCAUUGUCCUCCGUUGCCUUCAGGCAGCAGGCUGCGCGAGUACCAUUGCGCUCGGCGCCGGUGUCAUCGGGGAUAUCUCGACACCUGAGGAGCGAGGCGGCUUCUUCGGAAUGUUCAAUCUGGGGCCUAUGAUUUCACCGUGUAUAGCCCCCGCGAUCGGAGGUGCUCUGUCCGACAAGUUGGGAUGGCGCUCGAUCUUCUGGUUUCUGAUAGCCAUGGCUGUCUGUUGCCUCCUGUUUAUCCUGCUCUUUCUUCCGGAGACCCUCCGCAACCUGGUUGGAAAUGGAAGCGUCUCCCUCGGUGGUAUCUACACCCCCUUAGUUCCCGUCGUCGGAAGAUCGAGAAAGAAGCAGAAGACUACCCCUUCAAAGCCUGGAGUACGACCCUCUAUCAACCCCUUCGUCAUCCUCGUCUACCCCGACGUCGCCAUCACGCUGGCCUUUACCGGCGUAGUCUAUGCUGUCAACAACACCGUCGUCACCACCAUCGCCUCCUCCUUUGCUAGGGUUUACCCGUGGCUGUCGGAGACGGCCCUUGGUUUAUGCUAUCUGCCAACAGGUUUCGGUAUGAUCGUUGGCAGCACGCUGACGGGUAAGUUCCUCGACUGGGACUAUGCCCGCAUCAAGAAAAGGGUCGAGGAGGCCGAUGGUGCUAUCGAGUUCCCAAAGGAGUACGCUCGGUUACGGACCAUGCCCGUGCUAUUGGUCCUAUUCUCGGGUGCAGUGAUAGCUUGGGGCUUUUGUGUGGAUAAAGGGGUGCACAUUGCAGUUCCUCUCUGCUUACAGGUGUUUUUGGGAUACACGUCCAUCUCGAUCCUCAACACCACGAUGACCCUCAUGAUCGAUAUCCUGCAGAGUAGAAGCUCAGCGGCGACCGCAUGUACCAACCUAGUCAGGUGCCUGCUUGCGGCGUUGUUGGUGGGUUUGAUUGAUAGAAUGACUGCGGCUCUCCGAGUGAGCUGGAGUUAUGUGCUUCUUGGCGGCGUGUGCGCUCUCCUGCUGCCACUGAUGUACAUCGAGAUGAAGGUCGGGCCUAAGUGGAGGUUGAGGCGGGAUUUAAAAUCGGUGGAUGAUUAG